ACGAAGGAAGUUAGUUAACGCCGCUCGCACGCUCCGCUAGCAGCUCAAAUGUGGACGACGUGAGAGCUCAGUGGCGUUCGGCGUUUUGGAAAAGGCCCCAAAAGAACGCUAAUGUCUGCAACUUUAUUCGUAUUUGCGCUCCGCCGAAGUGUUCAAGCGUGACAUGCCAUUGCCAAGUGUUGAGCCGUCGAAAAUGGACACCUUGUUGGUGCCCAGCUAUGGCAACUCAAAAGUCCAUCCUUUUCUAAUUAAGAAUUUGGUCGGCGUCCGGAUUCUAAAAUAUUUGUACUAUUUCUUCGUUUUAUUGCUGCUGAUGUUAUUUUCAUUACUGUCUCGUUUAUCCAGACAAUUAGUUUAGUGAUGGACACUUUCAAGCCAAGCAGGAAGGCUAAAAGGUCACUUUAAUAGGUACACUUUAAAGCAGCUCAAGCAACACGUCGAAACCUUAUGCAACCUUAUAUGCACUUUAUAUUUUUCUCAAGUUCCUCCUCUCACGUUUGCAAGUAAUAUGUAUCUGUAGAAUUACGAAAUCCGAUUUUGUAUCCAAAGCAUUGGUCUUGAAUGCUAAUGACUGACGGUUGAAAUCCUUCCUGUUCAAGUUGUUCGCUGCUGUGACUUCAAGUCUUUAAGUCUCCACUUCCGGCGUGCCCUAAACUCAGUCAGUUCGUCUAGGACAGGGGUCUCAAACUCCAGUCAUUCAGUGACAGUUAUCAAGUCAGAUGGAAUGCACAAUUGGUGAUUAGUUCGAAAAUCUUUUCAGAAAGCGGUGCUAAGCUUAAAUUCCAAGAAUCUGGACACACAUUCAAUUAAAAAAAAAAGUAUUCUGACAAUUACUUGAUGAUCAAAGAUAAGAUCUGAUUGAUUCGUUUUCUAAUGUAAUUGUAAUGUUUUUUAUUGUUAUCGUGUCGUUCGUUUCCCGGUUGUGGAGACCUUGAGCCAAGCAGGAAGCAGCGGUGUGGGUCCUUUAUUAGGAACGACCUGACCUCAGCAAAGUUUGCUGUUGUGUUGCACUUCCUGGCCAGCCUCCGCUGAGACCGUGCAGUGCCCGUCCCGCCGACUGCCGCCACCCACCGAGUAGGGCGUCAAGCAUGUAUUGCCUGCAGUGGCUGCUGCCGGUGCUGCUGAUCCCCAAGCCGCUCAACCCGGCGCUGUGGUUCAACCACUCCAUGUUCAUGGGCUUCUACCUGCUCAGCUUCUUGCUGGAGAGGAAGCCUUGCACCAUCUGUGCCUUGGUCUUCCUCACCGCCCUCUUCCUCAUCUGCUACAGCUGCUGGGGCAACUGCUUCCUCUACCACUGCCAGGACGCCGCCCUGCCGCACGCCGCACACGACCCGGCCAUCGUGGGCGCCUAGAGGCCCCUCGCCAUUGCUGCCGCCAUGCUGGACACAAGACCAACUUUGAUGUAAAGACUUGAAAACGGAGACAAUGGGAGAUAUUUUGUUUGCCCAGGCCGGGUUUUGCGUGCGCAGACACAAUCUUCCACACACCGGACAAUCAAUGUUGCCGACCACUCCUUUUCCUCUGGCUAAAUGCACACAACCAUGUUCUUUGAAAUUAUUGUCAGUAUUUUCAGCACAUGCAAAAGAAACAACACACACACAAAGUUGGAUGGCAACUUUUUUUUUUUUUUUUAUCCUGUUUCAUCACAAUGUUGUUUUUGGUUUUUAAGUGGAAUAAAAUAUUUAGUUUUUCCUCCAA
Molecule: messenger RNA, 1698 nt
Organism: Syngnathus typhle (broad-nosed pipefish)
Lineage: Eukaryota; Metazoa; Chordata; Actinopteri; Syngnathiformes; Syngnathidae
Gene: blcap
Product: bladder cancer associated protein
Exons: 3
Coding region: 1089-1352 (87 amino acids)
Source: RefSeq, a predicted model, not a curated record